This is a messenger RNA of Drosophila serrata, 2821 nucleotides long. RefSeq names its product NF-X1-type zinc finger protein NFXL1. Gene Ontology annotation, cellular component: nucleus. The record is from RefSeq and is a predicted model, not a curated record. Gene Ontology annotation, molecular function: zinc ion binding; DNA-binding transcription factor activity, RNA polymerase II-specific; RNA polymerase II transcription regulatory region sequence-specific DNA binding. Gene Ontology annotation, biological process: regulation of DNA-templated transcription. Lineage: Eukaryota; Metazoa; Arthropoda; Insecta; Diptera; Drosophilidae.
GUCGUUACUCCAACUUAUAAUCGAAGCUAGUGAAAUGACAGAAAAUACAAGGGAAGCUUUAGCUAAAACUAGUUCGAGAUAUUUUUGUUUCAUUAGAAACUAGUUCAGGCAAUUGCUGUUAUCACAGAGCUCGACAUCCCUGGCAUCAACCCCCGAGAAAUUUCCAGUUUGAUUGGCACCCGAAGAAAGCCGGCUACAAAAAUGGAAAAGUUCAAUAAAGCGCAAGCAAAAAACCUCGCAGCCGCCCAAAAACUAGUGGACACCUAUGCCUCCAGCUCCGAAGAUGAAGGCGAACUCGACGAGAAGCAUAUUCUGGAUCUGCUCUACAAGCACUACAAGCCAUCGGAGACGGUGGGGAGCUCCAAGGAUGCAGCGGCCCGCACCAGUACAUUCCUGGAGAACACACUACACUCGGGAGCGGCCACUUGCCUCAUUUGCAUUGGCAGCAUCCGACGCGUGGAGGCGAUCUGGUCGUGCGGGAGCUGCUACUGCUUCUUUCACCUGAACUGCAUUCAGCGCUGGGCCAACGACAGCAUGAUGCAGAUGAAGGUCAAGGCGGCGGAACAGCAGAACAACAGCCAGGGCCACUACAAUCAUUUGGGGGAGUUUGUGCCACCGAAACGCCAGAAAUCCCUUUACUGGUGCUGCCCCCAGUGCCGCCGGGACUAUCAGCCCGCGGAGAAGCCGACGCAGUACAACUGCUUCUGCGGCAAGGAGGCGAAUCCCCCAUCGCAGCCGUUCCUAGUGCCCCAUUCAUGUGGCGAGAUUUGCGGAAAGCUGCUUCAGCCAAAGUGUGGACACGACUGCAAGUUGCUGUGCCAUCCGGGGCCAUGUCCUCCUUGUGCCCAGCAGGCACCGGUAUCUUGCUUGUGCGGCAAAUCCAGUCCCCGUUCCAUGAGGUGCAUCGACAAGCAAUGGCGGUGCCAGCAGGCGUGCAAGGAUCUGCUGGCCUGCGGGAAACACAAGUGUAAUCAGGUAUGCCAUCGCCCAGGACAAUGUCCACCGUGCACCAGCAAAAGCCUGCAGCCGUGCGAAUGUCAGCGAGAGUCUAAAAUGGUUAACUGCUCCGAUCGAAAAUGGAAGUGUCAAAAUGUAUGUGGAGCUCCCUUUGCGUGCGGCCUACACAUCUGUGAGAAGGUUUGCCAUGCCGGAUCCUGCGGCGAUGGAGAGUGUCCCCUGCAAGUCCGUAGUUGUCCCUGCGGCAAGAACACUCAAGUUAGGCCCUGUAACGAGGCAGAGGAAACUUGCGGGGAUACCUGCCAAAAGCUUUUGUCGUGCGGCCAACACACUUGCACCCAGCGUUGUCAUCGCGGUCCCUGCAUUUCUUGUCCAGUACGAACCAAAAAGAAGUGUCGCUGCGGUCUGCAUGAAAAGGAGCUGCCCUGCUCUAAGGAGUUCACCUGCGAGACCAAAUGCAAACAGAUUCGGGAUUGUGGAAAGCACGCCUGUAACCGAAAGUGCUGCGGAGAUCAGUGCCCACCUUGCGAAAAGAUCUGCGGUAAGCAGCUGAGCUGCAACAAACACAAAUGCCAGUCCGUCUGCCACAACGGACCGUGUUAUCCAUGCAAGCUGGAGUCCCAAAUCAAUUGUCGCUGUGGCAAAACCAAACGCAGUGUUCCCUGUGGAAGGGAGAAGAGUGCACGUAUUGUGUGCCUGGAGCUCUGUCGAAUAUCUGCCAAAUGCCACCACGCUAUAAAGCAUCGAUGCCACAAGUCCGAGUGUCCGCCUUGUGGUCAGGUCUGCGGUUUACCCAACGACAACAGCAAGUGCGGACACAUAUGUAAGGCCCGAUGCCAUGAAGCUGUUCGGGUUAAUAAACCAGCAGAUGGUCGACCACAGGCCAAGAAGUACGAGUACAAGGCUCUUCCCCAUCCCCGGUGCGAAGAAGGCGUGGUUGUCACCUGCAUCGGAGGCCAUGAAGUGGCCACCUGGCCCUGUUGGAACUCCAAGCCCAGCUCCUGUCAGCGCAAGUGUGCCCGCCAGCUCAAGUGCGGCCAUCAUAAGUGCUCGCUAGUGUGUCAUUCAGUGCCGAAUCCAGAGGAUAUGCAACAGCAGGCUGGCUGUGCUAGCUGUGAAGAAGGUUGUGCCGUUCCAAGGCCUGCCGGUUGUGUUCAUGCUUGUCCCAAGGGCUGCCACCCGCCGCCGUGUACUCCCUGUAAUUUUGUGAUCAAAGGCAAGUGCCACUGCGGACUCAACCAAUCGGUGUACAAAUGCAGCGAGUAUUACGAUGAGACAGGCACGGUCCAGGAGAUCGUUGAGCGACGAGAAAAGUUACGCAGUUGCGGAAACCGGUGCUUGAAGAAUUACAAUUGUGGACAUCGCUGCACCGCCAUUUGUCACUCGGGCAAAUGUCCCAAUCCUGAGCUAUGCCGGAAGAAGGUUCGCAUUUACUGCGCUUGCAAGCGACUAAAGCAAGAAAUCGCUUGCGACAAGCAUCGUGCCGGGCAGACAUCCUUGGAAUGUGACUUCAAUUGCACGGCCGAGCGCUCCCGCGCCCAGGCGGCCGAGCAACAGCAUCUGGAGCAGAAGCGACGACACGAAGAGGAGCGCAACCGUCUGGAACUGGAGAAGUUCGAGGCAAAGUUCGGUAAGCGCAAGCACAAGGAACGAAAGACGGUGGACGUGGGCCCCGCCAAGACAAAGAUCGACUGGCAGCGAUACGCAAUCUACGCGGUAUCGCUGCUCACUGUUGUGGGAGCGAUCGCUGUGGCAUUCUAUGCGGAAAGUUGAACGAGCUGAAUGAGGCAACGAUUCAGAAUUUUUAAUUUCAAUUUAAACAGACAAGCAAAUAGAAUUAGUAACAAAUGACUGAUAAGGAUAA